Molecule: messenger RNA, 751 nt
Organism: Neurospora tetraspora
Lineage: Eukaryota; Fungi; Ascomycota; Sordariomycetes; Sordariales; Sordariaceae
Exons: 1
Coding region: 103-483 (126 amino acids)
Source: RefSeq, a predicted model, not a curated record
ACAAGCACCAGUUUCACGGCACGACCAAACUCCCACUUGGGUUUAGUGUCAUUCAGGGAAAGGCGGUCACCGUCCCGCCUAACGCCUUCAGCAGCACAUCGCAUGUUCACCACGUCCGAUCGAUCACCGUCGCUAUCGGUCGGUCGGUCGGUCAGUUUGAUAUCCCUUUCCCCUGCCGUUACGCCUGUCGCCUGCCGGGCUGAUGGUGGAUGGCCGGCAAGCGGGCGAGCGACUGCUGAGACAAGCUUCACCAUCCUUCCCUGCCUCUCACUUUUGAUCUCUUUUCCCAUUUUGUCUUCGGCUUUCGAGGUGGACAAGCAUCUCCGCACCCAUGCUUGUCGCUGUCGGUAUCGUGGGGGACCUCGUCCUCGCAAGGGACUCCCCUCUCUCUGUAUCCCUUUCGGGGUUUGGGUGUUUCUAUUUCCGUAUAUUCUCCAUGCCCUGUUUAUCAAUCUGUCAUUGAUGUUUCAUAGAUUGGGUUAGUACCAUAGCGGGCACAAUCGGCGGGCGGCGGGGUGAACAAGAGGACCGGGUCCGGGUGAGGGGUGGUGACCUUCGUUGAUGAUGAUUAUCAUAUGAUGUUGAACUCCGCAGUUGGGUACCAACUUUGUACGCUCAGGUGUAGGGAAUAUCCGUGUCUUUUUCAGGUUUCUAGAAAUUGAAAUCGAAACAAAGACUAGAGAUUGAAGAUUGGAAGGUUGAUAACGGUGAUGACAAUAAAUGUCCUCUCCUUUUCCCAUAAUAGUGAACG